GCGAGCUCGACUUUAACGGGCCUUCGCGACGUCUCUGGGACACUGAUUUCAUAAUGUAUGCUCUUAAAAGAUGCCUCGCAUUCUUACUGCUCUCCGGGAGUAGUUCCCUCGCGCCCGCGCCGCGGCCCAGCGGCAGGUCUGCUGCCAUGGAAGGCGCAGAUCUAAAGGCUAAAGCGAACGCACAGAACGCUCCGAGCUUAGCCAGGCGGCCCAGCGGCCGCGCGCCCUCGUUCUCGAGCCAGGACCUCACCCACCUCGUCCAGAACGAGCUUGCCCCGAAGCCCCCGAAGCCGUGGCUGCCGCCGCAGCUGUCAUUCCGCACGGGCUUCCCAAAAACCAGCCAGGCUGUCAAUGAGCUGAAAGGCUCCGUGAAGGCGUCCGUCGCCGCCGUGGACGAGCUGAAAAGCUCGUUAAAACAGUCCGUGGAGGCAAUUCCGAUCUACCGGAGCAUACAAUCGAAAGCGCGGCGAGCGCGGGACAAGGUCGUGGAGCAGAGGCGACCAGCUUCGCCGAGCCGCGCGCCCGGGCUGACGAGCCAGGACGUCGCUACGUUCGUGCAGCGCGAGCUGCCAUCGGCGAAGGCUAAGGAUUGACUUGUAUACUAUAUCC
Pelagomonas calceolata is the source of this 609-nucleotide messenger RNA. The record is from the annotation of a GenBank genome assembly. Lineage: Eukaryota; Pelagophyceae; Pelagomonadales; Pelagomonadaceae.